AUGGUUGAAUACUCAAAGGAAGUGAUGAAAGUAGACAACUCUUUUCUCACGGUUCUUCUACAAGACCACGUCGGAGGGCUUCAAGUUCUCCAUGACCAAUACUGGGUAGAUGUUCCUCCUGUCCUUGGAGCUCUUGUCGUCAACAGUGGCGACUUUCUCCAGCUUAUUACAAACGGCAAGUUCAUAAGCGUGUUUUGGCGAAUGCAGCUGGAGCAUAAACAAAUAACACGUUGGAAACAACGGAAGUUGCUUCCAUGCAUAUUUCACGACUCACCUUCCAAUCUAGAAAACCCCAAGCCGCUCUCCUCUGACUUGCUACAUCUCACGACGAUCCCAACGAUAGAUCUCGAAGGACGAGUCUUCGAGGACGAGACUAAGCGCAAGAAUACGGUUGAUGAGGUUAAAGACGCAGCAGAGAAGUGA
Molecule: messenger RNA, 423 nt
Organism: Brassica napus (rape)
Lineage: Eukaryota; Viridiplantae; Streptophyta; Magnoliopsida; Brassicales; Brassicaceae
Product: 1-aminocyclopropane-1-carboxylate oxidase homolog 8-like
Exons: 4
Coding region: 1-423 (140 amino acids)
Source: RefSeq, a predicted model, not a curated record